AUGAAUUAACAAAAUAGCUUUUUAUUUAAAGUAUUAAUUCUAGGUGAUUAAGCAGUCGGUAAAUCAUGUCUUUUACUUUAAUAUUGUGAUAAAAAUUUUGUAUUAACUCAUAUGCCUACAAUUGGUAUAUAUAUUUAAAUAAAUUAAAUAAAAAAUAUAUAAUUAGGAAUUGAUUUUAAGCAAAAAUCACUUUAAAUCUAAGACAAAGUAAUUAAACUUUAAUUAUGGGAUACUGCAGGAUAAGAAAGAUUUAAAACAAUUACUAAUACUCUAUAUAACGGUGUAAUGGGAAUCGCAUUAGUUUAUUCCGUUGAAAAUAGAAAAGCUUUUGAAAAUAUAUCUUCUUGGAUGAAAUAAAUAAAAGAUAAUGUUGGUGACGCUGUUUAGAUAAUUCUUAUCGCUAAUAAAUCAGACAUUCAAGAUAAAGUUAUAUAAGGAAGUGAGGGAUAAAGACUUGCAGAUGAGUUUAAAAUUUCAUUUUUUUAAACUAGUGCAAAAACUGGAGAAAAUGUAGAAAAAGCAUUUGAUCAUUUAGCAAUGAAAAUAUUGUAGAAUGUUAAAAAUAAUAAUUAAUUAUAAUCUUUAUAACAAUAAGGAUAAGGUGUAAAAAUUAAAACUAACGAUUAAAAAGAACAUAAUAAAAAAAAAAAAUGUGGUUGUAGUUGA
Molecule: messenger RNA, 666 nt
Organism: Ichthyophthirius multifiliis
Lineage: Eukaryota; Ciliophora; Oligohymenophorea; Hymenostomatida
Product: ras oncogene family protein, putative
Exons: 2
Biological process (GO): regulation of exocytosis; protein secretion
Molecular function (GO): GTP binding; GTPase activity
Source: RefSeq, a predicted model, not a curated record